Messenger RNA from Cryptosporidium muris RN66, 4101 nucleotides. RefSeq lists its product as uncharacterized. Gene Ontology annotation, cellular component: cohesin complex; chromatin; nucleus. Gene Ontology annotation, molecular function: chromatin binding. The transcript has a single exon. The record is from RefSeq and is a predicted model, not a curated record. NCBI's taxonomy places the organism in Eukaryota, Apicomplexa, Conoidasida, Eucoccidiorida, Cryptosporidiidae. Gene Ontology annotation, biological process: sister chromatid cohesion. Bases 1 to 4101 code for a protein of 1366 amino acids.
AUGGUGAAGAAAUUAAGAACAUCAGAAAUGGAUCCCGAAGGUUUUGCAAUUCCUGAGAAGAUGAAAAGUAAUUCUAAUAUAGAUCUAGAUGUGUCAUGUAAAGAAAAUACAAUGAGUAAUGUAAGUAAUUCUAAGACUACAUAUUCAAAAUCCCAGCUUUCAACAAGAUGCCGGCUUUAUAGAGGGAUAAAAUCUGUAGUGGAGAAUACUAGACAAAAAAGUGUACUUAGCACAUCUUUAUUUAUGCAAAUAUAUAAGCAAAUUAGCAACACUUCAAAUUCAGAAUAUAUAACUAAAGUAAAGGAAGUAAUAAAACUAAUUUUGGAAGGAGGUGGGAUACCUAGUUUAUUUGCAGAUAAUAUGAUAUUAAAGGAAGAACAUAUUGAAAAAAGUUUGGAAGAUUUAAUUAUUAAUUUACAAGAAAAUGGAGUGUCAAUUCUACAUUAUUAUCCAUUAAGACCAAAAAAGAAAAAUGACAAUACAUUUCAAGAAUUAUUUGAGUUAUUUUUUAAGGGUUUAGCAGAAUAUUUAUUAAAGAAACCUAUAAAUUCGGGAUUAGAGGAUAGUAAUGAUUUUGGUUAUGAAUCUCUAAGAUUAAUAUUGGAUUGGCUUAAAGGUUUUUGUACUAUUACAUUAAGGCCACUUCGUCAUAGUAGUAUAAUUGCAGUCAAUGGAAUAUUGAAAGGAAUAGGAAAUAUAAAAGGGGAAAUAUUAGAAACUCUCGAAAGGUUCAGACAACAAAAAAAGAAAGAUUCUAAAUCAGCUAAUAGCCUUAAAACUAUUAACAAAGAGAUUAAUAGAUAUGAAUUAGCUAUAGAUAAAAUUAAAGGAAUAUGCGAUGAUAUUGUGAAUAAUAUAUGGAUUGAAAGGAUAAAAGAUGUAGCAGAAUAUAUAAGGCUUGCAUGCAUAUUGACUUUAAAAGAUGUUUUAUUAGAAGACUGCAUGAUUAAUGUUAUUGAAAGAAUUGAUAUUAUGAAUAUACUAAAAAUACUUUUAAAUGAUCAAAGUAUUGAUAACAGGAUUGCGUGCUUUUCAUGUAUCAAGAAGAUAGCAUCAAUGGAUAACUUAAGAAAUAUUUAUAAGAACUAUUUCCGAGAUUUUGAGUUCUUGAAUAGUUUGAAGAAUAUGAUUAUUGCUGCUUCUAAAAAUGAUAUAGAUGAAGAUGAAAUCAAGAUGGGCGAAUAUUCGAUUUCUAUAUUGAAUGAGAUUCUUAUGUGUGGUUUUUUGGAAGAGAAUUUUAUUGACGAAAUCGUUGACUUACUUUGGUUAGAUUUUAAAUCAAAUAAACUAUCUAGUAGCAUAGCUCUAUUCAUUAAUAAUGCUCUUUUUGAUGGUGGUAUUAUCCAUGAAAAUGUAGAAUCUGAAGAAUUUGUAGAGAUCUUGGAAAGUGAAAUAGGAAAGAAACGAAUGAAAAAUUUGAUAAAUAUUGAACCAAUAAGAUCAAUUGAUACUGAUCGUUUAAAGUUAGAUCUAAAUACUUUGCUUGAAUUUCUAAGUGAAUUUGGUAAGGACUAUAUAAUACUGACAAGUAGGUGUGUGAACUCAUUUUGGUCUAAUACACCAUGUAUUAGAGAUACAAAGUUAUUAGUUGAGACUAUUCUUGAAGUUGAGAAUUCUGGAAUACAAGGAGAUAAUAAUUUAAUUACUAAUAUUAACAAGCUAUUGUUACUUGUUUUGCACUCAAAUCUUUCGAGAAUACAAGGAUCUUUAAAUGGGAAACACAAUAAUCCAAAUAUAUACAGCAUAAAUGAUAAUAUUUAUAGGGCUUCUAUUGCAAUAAGAACUGUAUUUCAGUAUAUUGAACCAUUAAUACUAAUACAUGAAGCUAAUUUAGAUAAUCUUACAAUAAUUUUGACAAUUAUAUCUAUUGUUAUAUCCAUGUACUGCACACUAUUGCAAUUAAAAAUAUCCCCAAGUUUAAUACCAUCUAAUUUCAAUUUUCCAUUACAAAAAGUUUUAAAUUUAUAUUUUAGUCAUUCUGACCCCAAAAUUUUAGAUGGAAUAUGCAUGAUUCUAUCACCACUGAGUAAACUGGAGAUAGGAGAUAUGUUAUAUAAUGGAGAAAUACUUAAAGAAAUAAAGUCAAGUGUUAAAAGUAUACAAAAAAAGCUCAUAAAUGAAUUUAUAUCUAUAGGAAAAGGAUAUCUCAAGACAACAGAUGAGUUACUUUAUCUAAAGGAUAUUGAAGAUUUGUCAGAUCCAGAUAAAGAAAAAAAAACAAAGAAUAAAAAAAACUCAAAAGACUAUGAUUUAGUUUUGAAGAAAGCUACUUCUGAGGCUAUUACAUGUUAUAGAAGGAUCUAUGCAAUUAUAAAAUAUAUGGCUAUAGAUAAUAUUUUUCUUUUAAAUAAUUUUGCAGAUAUUUCAUCAUUAAACAACUCAAAUGAGAAUAUGACACCUGAACAAACUAGUGGAAUGCCUCUUAUCUAUGAAAUUUUGUUAGAGAUCUUGGAAAGGACUGAAAGAGUAAUAAGUAGCCAACAAUAUAAUAUAAUAUUAUAUCAGACAUUGCAAUUAUAUAGUGUCAUACUAGAUUUUCUAACAACUGGCUAUACCCAUCUCGUACAAUAUUUAUUACAAGGAGUUGAUGUUGAUAACUCUUCGGAUAUGGAAUUAUUUUUGCAAAAUAAGACUAAAAGUAAUAUUAACAAAUGUAAUUUACUUGAAAACAAUAUUGUACAUUCAUCAACAGCUACAACAUAUAAAAAUCUCCGACACAAGAUGAGUUGUGUUUUAUUGGAAAUACUACGAUUUUCUCAGAACAAAGAUCAAAUAGAAGAUGAAAAGCACAUUUGUUAUGGUUAUUUGAGAUUUCUUUCAUUAUCUUCAUUCUUCAUUAUGCUAAAUUUGCAAGGAAUAGUAGAAGAAAAUAUCACACAAUUCGAUUUUGAAAUAGGAUUACAGUGGGUACCUUCAGAUUCUGACUUAACAGUUAUUAUUAAAGAAUAUUUGUAUUGGAUACAAAUAUCUCAUAAAUUAAAGUUUUCAUAUAAUAAAAAUCAUCACAUUAUGGAAUCUUUAGUUUAUGGAAGUUAUAAUACAGAUAAACCUUUAUACAUACUUUAUCCAAACUGUCGUGUGUUUGAACAACUAGAUAACCUGAAAGAUGAAUCAAUUAUUUCUACUGACAAUUUACUUUCAAAAUUUAGAAAUAAAUUAAAAGAGUUUAUAUUUCAUUCCUAUAAUCCAACUUGCAUAUUGACCUUGCUAAUAUCAAACUGCAAACACAAUCUAACAAGUGAUAUGCUUGCACCUCUAUUUCUACUAUUUAUACCAAUAAUCAAAGACUAUAUUUCCAAACAUUCAUUGCAUGUAGAGGAAAGUAAUAUUAUAUACAACUUUAGUGAUAAAUUUACUAAUAGCCUUGUUGAAGAAUUUUAUAGUAAUAAAAACAAGAUAUUGGGUAUAUUUACUUGCAUAGUCAUAGCAAUGAUAUUGGCUUACAGUGACAAAAAUGAGGAUAAAGCUGAAAUAAUUGGGAAAACAUUUAUAGAUUUAUAUGCUAUAAAAGCUGGUUCAAAAAAAUUUGAUAGUGCUAUAAAGGACAAUGUAUCAGACUUGAUCUUGUCCAUUGUGGAAGGCAUGAGAUAUGCAUUAUAUGGAGCUACUGUUAUUCCAGUUUAUAGGAAUAUUAUUACUAGAGAAAAUAUCAUUAAUAGUAAGAUUUUAGUCGGAAAUUUUGUCAAAUAUAUUGAAGAUCUAUUUACAAUUCAUAAUCUUGGAGGCAAUAAACCACUUCUCAACUAUUUGGCUGCUGAGGAAAUCAAUCAAAUUCUUGAACAGUUAAAGAUAUUAUGUAAAAUAAGAAAUGAUGAAAAUAAUACAAUUUUAAAUUAUUAUGGUAAUCAAGAUAUAUUAAAUGAAGAUGCUAUUAAAUUUCUUGAUCGUAUUGGUAAUUUCCUAGACAAAUUACAAAAAAAGAGUAAAGUAAAUUAUACUAGAAAAAGUCUGGAUUCUCAAAAAAUAUAUCCACCCCCAAAAGUGAUUAAUAAGUCCAGUAAGAAUAAUAAAAGAAGAAGACGAUCAAAGGCAUAUUAUCUUGAAAGUGACGAAGAAAACGAACAAGAUGAAGAUAUUGAGGAUGAAUUUGAAAUAGAGUAA